This is a messenger RNA of Trichosurus vulpecula (common brushtail), 1590 nucleotides long. RefSeq names its product POU class 2 homeobox 3 (gene POU2F3). The coding region runs from base 1 to 1590 and encodes 529 amino acids. Gene Ontology annotation, cellular component: nucleus. Gene Ontology annotation, molecular function: DNA-binding transcription factor activity, RNA polymerase II-specific; RNA polymerase II cis-regulatory region sequence-specific DNA binding. The record is from RefSeq and is a predicted model, not a curated record. The transcript is spliced from 15 exons. NCBI's taxonomy places the organism in Eukaryota, Metazoa, Chordata, Mammalia, Diprotodontia, Phalangeridae. Gene Ontology annotation, biological process: regulation of transcription by RNA polymerase II.
AUGAACACAGUGUCUCAUGCUCACCUAGAGAAGAAUCCUGAGCAGUUCUGGGCUGGUAGCAGCGGUUGGUCGGCAGCGGAUUGUAAGGGUUGCUGGGAGGGUAAAGGGAUCCUGGCUGCCCAAGGGGACCAGCUGGGGCGAACAAACGGGGCCUGGGUGGGUACUGGCUUUGGCCCUAUCUCAGGCAGGAUGGUGAAUUUGGAAUCCAUGCACACAGGCUCAGUGCAUGGCGGUGCCGACGAGCCUGUGUGCAUAUUCUGGCCUGGGUCUGUGUCCUUUGUGGGAGCUGAUCGGAGCCACGGAUUAGGGGAGAACAUGCACAUGGGUCUGUGGGAUAUCAAGAUGAAUGGGGAUGUAGCAGAUUCCACGGACACUCGAAAUGCCCUUAGCCAGGUGGAGACAGGAAGUGAUCGAAAUGGCCUGGACUUCAACAGACAGAUCAAAACUGAAGAUCUCAGUGAUUCCUUGCAGCCACCACUAUCACACAGGCCCUGCCAUCUGUCUCAAGGACCUGCCAUGAUGUCAGGAAACCAGAUGCCUGGGGACAUGGCUUCCCUCCAUCCUCUCCAGCAACUUGUCCUGGUUCCCAGCCACCUACAAUCCGUGUCACAGUUCCUGCUGUCUCAGUCACAGUCUGGGCAACAAGGUCUACAGUCCAAUCUUCUCCCAUUUCCUCAACAACAAAGCAGUUUCCUCCUCCCACAGACUGGACCUGGCCUAGCAUCUCAGGCAGUUGGUCGCCCUGGGCUGCCAGGAUCAUCCUUAGACUCCCAUCUGGAUGUGUCACAACAUAUUCAGGUCUCCAAACAUUUGCCCAACUCUGGAGGGCCAGAUGAACCCAGUGACCUGGAGGAAUUAGAAAAAUUUGCCAAGACCUUCAAGCAGAGACGCAUCAAGCUCGGCUUCACUCAGGGUGAUGUAGGGCUGGCCAUGGGGAAGCUGUAUGGCAAUGACUUCAGCCAGACCACGAUCUCUCGAUUUGAGGCCCUCAAUCUGAGCUUCAAGAACAUGUGCAAGCUCAAGCCACUCCUGGAAAAGUGGCUCAAUGACGCAGAAUCCUCUCCUUCAGACUCCACAGUGAGCACCCCCAGCCCUUACCCCUCCCUCAGUGAGGUUUUUGGUCGGAAAAGGAAGAAGAGGACCAGCAUCGAGACUAAUAUCCGUCUGACUCUGGAAAAGAGGUUUCAAGAUAACCCCAAGCCCAGCUCAGAGGAGAUCUCCUUAAUUGCUGAACAACUCUCCAUGGAGAAGGAGGUGGUUCGGGUAUGGUUCUGCAAUCGGCGCCAGAAAGAAAAGAGAAUCAACUGCCCCAUGGCCACCCCCAUGAAGUCGCCCAUCUACAACUCGAGGCUGGUUUCUACUACAGGGUCCCUUGGCCCCCUCUCUGUUACUCCUGUUCACAGCACCAUGCCUGGAGCAGUAACGUCAUCCUGUUCCCCCGGGAACAACAGCAGACCUUCUUCUCCUGGCUCAGGACUCCAUGCCAGCAGCCCCAGUGUAUCUCAGACUCACUCAAAAGCAUCAGUGAAUUCCAGUUUUAACACUUCUGGAUCUUGGUACCGAUGGAACCACCCCACCUACCUCCAUUGA